Molecule: messenger RNA, 2396 nt
Organism: Tribolium madens (black flour beetle)
Lineage: Eukaryota; Metazoa; Arthropoda; Insecta; Coleoptera; Tenebrionidae
Exons: 5
Coding region: 108-2198 (696 amino acids)
Cellular component (GO): intracellular membrane-bounded organelle
Molecular function (GO): phosphatidylinositol binding
Source: RefSeq, a predicted model, not a curated record
UAAAAUUCAUCACAAAUCUGUGGUUUGAUAAAGAAAGUAUCUAAUCAGAAGUACUUCCUUGAAGAUAACACCUCAAAAGGUAUCAAAAUUACAGUAAGUGUUCCACAAUGCAUGUCAUCAAUUAUUUUAUAACCUACUGGAAAUCGCUUGCGUGGUCUUUAUUACUUUUGCUAGUUACAUGUUUGAGCACCCAGUUUUUCACACUACCUGUAAGUGGUCUUUAUUUGCUCGGCUGUGUGGUAGCUGUUGCUAUUUCGACAACUUUGAUAAGCUUCGUGACUAUACAGAACUUCCUCCACCAGAAUAAACCGCUAAAUUUACCAAAACUCUUAAAUCUUAAAGUAAAUAAACAAUGUGAGAGAGAGGAUUUCAACAAUGCAGCUUCAAUUAAGCAGCUCACUUUUGAUAUCGACAAGUAUUUUAUAGAAGAGUGGUUCGUUUACAUAAGUAAAGACCCGACUUUUAAUAGUGAGAGUCGGGUUAUCCUCGAGGAGGUUCUGAGAAAGAUGGUUAAUGUCCAGUUGAGUCUCAGUAAUGAAGCUAUCAUUCAAGGAGUCCUCAAUCUGUAUUUGAAACAUUUGAAGGAGUUUCGGAGGAGUCUGAAACGCAGAGAUAAAUAUUCGGGAAAAAUCAGCGACUUGUAUAGAUACUCACACAUGUGUAGUUGUUCAAAGAAAGCAAAGAAUUUUUUCAUUCAUCAACUUACCAUUAACUUAUUGAACCAUUUCAUCAAUUGGGAAUUGGGAAACUCAUUACCAUACCAAGUUCUGGUCUCUAUAAUUUCGAAACAAGUCAUGACGUACAUUUUGAAUCUAUUAUCAAAUCCGGAAUUUAUUAACUAUUACAUUUUGAGAAGUUGUGCGUCGGAAAAUGAGAAAAACGAGCUAAAAUUGGACGAUUUCAAUCGAGUAAAAAUUAGCCAAAACACGACACAUUAUAAUGACCCAGACAAAUCUGUGAGUAAAGCCAAUUUGAGCAAAGUUGACGCUACCAAGAAUCGAGCCAAAGAAAUUAAAAGUGAACUUAAGAAGUGUAAUACUUUUAACGUUUCACUAGAUUUGACUUCAGUUCCUGAAGGGCAAGAUAUACCUGAUAGUAUAAGUCUGCGAGAAUCCAGACAACUAGAAAAUGUAACUAAAGUACAAACUCGGGGAAUCCCAGAAUCUGGAUACGAGGAACCCGCCAAUUUAGCGACGAUUAUAUCAAAACAGGGAGCUUUGCAAGAGCAAAAAGCUUCCGAAUCGAGAUUAUUGAUCCCGGUUGUUAAUUCAAUGUCAUUGGGCGAAAUUUUCAAUAAAAUAUUGCUCGCAGACAGUGUCCAGAUCGAGGAUUCACUUGCAACGACUUGGAUUAAUUCAAUAAAAAAAGAACAAUCAAAAUCUGAAGUCCCGUUCAUACAAACCUGUGAUGAUGGAAGUCCAGAGCAUGAUGAAUGUGAAGAAGCCGACGAAGUUGAUGGUGUGAAGAGUUUUUAUAAAUCUUGUGCUAAAACAGGAACGAGAGUAAUUCGUAACACUGUUAAGACAAUUAAAAGGGCACUUCCUUGCAAUGUUGAAGAGAGUGACACAUAUCAUGGAAUGCAAAACUGGUCCUUUAUUAAGUCGAACGCGACCAAUUGCGAUUUGUGCGAACGUAUGACUAAACUCCUCACCGAAAGGAAAGUUUUCUACGAAGCUCUUGAUUCCUUGGAUUCGCUCAAACAAAACGACAAUCUUCCUCAGUCCAACACUCAAUUCGAUGAUGAAUUCGACGAUUUUGAUGUCAAACUACAGGUCACCAAAACACUUUUCGACAUUUUAUGCGAACUUUUAGCAGACAACAAGGAAACGUUUUUGAGUAAAGAACCGGUCAUUAAGUCCAUUUUGUUACUUUUCGGAAAUUUUAUUGAAGAAAAUGUUGUGACACACGCGAAUUAUUAUCUACGUUAUUGUUGUGCUAAUGCUAAAAUACCGUCAGACGGCAAAAUUGAGACGCUUUCUAUGGAACUCGAAGAUUUUGUUACUGUUGUUCUGAGUGGCAUUCCAGAUUCUGUUAAAUGUCUAUUAGGGGAAAACACAGUGAAAGAUGUUGUAAAUUUGUUUGUUUCUUCGUUGCAAAUAGAGAAGAUCAAUCAGGAUAUUAUGUUGCAAGUUUUUGAGAUACUUUGUAUGAAAUUAAUGGAAGGAAGUAAACAGCUAUCGCCUAUGAUUCCAGCUUAGUUGUCUUUGAUGUUGUUACGCAUUAAACUGAUUUUAAGUCAAUGUUUAGCAAAUGUAGAAAAUAAAAAAAUCGUUUCUUUAACAAGAAUUUAUUAAAACUUAAAUCACUGGUUUAAUAUCAACUUUUAUCGUAUUUAUCUGACUGUUUGCACAAAUCGACGAACACUCCUUUGCCUCUGCUUGGUAUAUCCGAGUAGC